AAGCAUUUCAAAUUGCAGAGGCAGGAGCGUUCUUUCAUUCACGUCCGCUCGCCGAUCGGAUAAGUUACUAAGAGAACUGCAAAAGGAGGCCGACGAAAAUGGCAAGAGCGAAUCGCGCUGUCGCCCAUCAUCCUCCGUACUCCGAGUUAAUAAGCGAGGCGAUCCUGACCCUGAAGGACAGGAGGGGAUCGAGCCAGCAAGCGAUUGCGAAGUUCAUCGAGGACAAGUACGGAGCAGCCCUCCCGUCGAAUUUCAGGAAAAUUCUGUCUGUCCAACUGAGGAAGUUGGUGAAGUCCGAGAAGCUGUCCAAGAUCAAAAAUUCCUACAAGGUCUCCUCCGGUCCCCAGAGGCCGACCCCCUUGGUCACGAAGCUGAAAGGGAAGAGAGCGAUGAAGAAGAAGGAGAAGAGCAAGACGAAGAUCAAGCGGUUGAGUCAAGUACAGACUCCAGAGGCUCUGAAGGGAGCCGAGAAGGGGAUGCCGGAAAAAGGCCAGAACCGGAAGUUGAAGCGGUUGAGUCAGAUUAGGACUCCCGAGGAUCUAAGGAAGACCAACAAGAAGAGGAACUUGAUUGCCGGGAAAGGAAAGGAUGUGACUUUGAAGAAUUAGGUGUCCUUCCAGAAUGGCUAAGAGAGGCAAAUAUGGACGUGGAUCGAUUUUUUUCGGAAUCGAUCCAGUUCUCGUGUUACUCUGAUGCUGUAUCUGUUUGUCUUUAGUUUGCUCUAUCUACGUGCUUGUCUUAGUUUCUGCAGAUAAUGCUUAUGUGGCAGUGGAUGUAUAUAUCUGUUUGGGUAAUAUUUUGAUCCUUAUAUUAUGGUUGUUUUGGCAACAAUAAAUGAAGCAAAACAAUUUAACGAACAAA
Punica granatum (pomegranate) is the source of this 861-nucleotide messenger RNA. NCBI's taxonomy places the organism in Eukaryota, Viridiplantae, Streptophyta, Magnoliopsida, Myrtales, Lythraceae. The record is from RefSeq and is a predicted model, not a curated record.